Epinephelus lanceolatus (giant grouper) is the source of this 1695-nucleotide messenger RNA. RefSeq names its product transmembrane protein 60-like. The record is from RefSeq and is a predicted model, not a curated record. Lineage: Eukaryota; Metazoa; Chordata; Actinopteri; Perciformes; Serranidae.
CAUACUCAUAUAACGGACCAAGAAUCCCUCCGUCUGUCUGCCGCCGUUAACGGACACGACUGUUCAUAAUGGUGUGAAUUAUUAUCAGAAACGUUAUGAGACACGGUGUGUGCCACACAGGGGAGACGAGAAUGCCGGACACUUAUGUAAAACUACACUGAAUCAGUGAGAUGUCUCUGGCUCAGAGGGUUUUGCUGACCUGGGUCUUCACCCUGGUCUUCCUCAUCAUGCUGGUACUGAAACUGGACGGGAAGGUGCAGUGGAACUGGUUCCUCAUCUUCCUCCCAGUCUGGGUAUUCGACGGCAUCCUCAUCCUCAUGCUCGCCAUCAAGAUGGCAGGCCGCUGCAAACCCGGGUAUGACCCGCGCAACGGCUCCCCGGACCUGCGUCUGCGCGCCUGGUAUCUGACAGCCAUGCUGCUCAAGCUGGGCUUCUGCCUGACGUUGUGCGCCAAGCUGGAGAAGCUCGCGGACGUUAAGCUGACGUUUGUGUGCAUACCACUGUGGACCAUGUUGCUGGGGGCGCUGGUGGAGCUGGGACUGAACAUCUUUCCUGAGAGGAGAGAAGCCUGAUAGCGGACGAAGAGUUACACCAAGAAAAAAAAUAGUUGGGGAUAGAUUUGCGGUUGUAUGACCAAGACUGUGCGAAACUGGAGCUGAUCAUGUUUCCAGAGAAGAAAUCAAAUCAUCACUUUAGUUAUUAGUGUUCUUAAGAGUAAGAGACUUUGGGUGAAAUAAAAAUCAUGGUGGAGUACGCUGUGAGGACACGGCAGAGACUCUACUGUCUGUCCACUCGUUUAAAAUUUUCACAAUAGCUAAAAAAUGUCUCAAAAAGCCAGACAGGGAUCAACUCUAAAUGUAUAAGACUACUGUGAAGCCUACACUGGAAGAAACAUUAACAUCUGCUAAUGUUUCCUUUUGUCUUGAACUCAAAAUGUUCAGUAUUAUUUUCUAUUUUCUCUGUAUAUAAGCUGCCACCCCUGCUCUCACAAAGAACGUCACUGAACAGUAUUUAAUUCUCUCGGUACCAAAUCAUGGCGUGCACAUUUUGCUACAUACGCUUUAAAUAAUUGCGCGGCUGUAUUUACAGCGCAAACACUUUCUUCUUCUCAUUCCCGAGCUGUGGAGGGUCGCCGGCCAAAUAUCAUUUCACGAGUUAUAAAUUAACUUUAGAGGUGUUCGUGACGACAGCCCGGUUUGGCUGCAAGCGCUUGGAGAAAUUGGAUAAUUCAAGAAGUUGUCCAGGACUUCAAAGCGUCUUGGAACAACUUGUGAUUUUUCCACAGGCUGCCCUCUCUGCUCCGUACAAGGUCUCUUUUGUACCAUGUAAAUCAUGAUGUGCCCCGUGAGAAACAGUAAGCUGUUAUUACCGCGAGGUCGACAGGGAAACACCUCGACACGUAUCACGAUAAAGAUCACGUUCCUACUGUGUAUUAACUUUAAUUAUUAGGGCGUAAAUACCUCCCACCAGCGGUUUAUAGUCUUGUGUCAUCAUCGUUUUCAACUCUAAGGUACGGCUGACACUGUGCAUGCAUGACAUCUGUAUUGUGCCAUUUGAUUAUGAGUGUUUCAGAUACAUUCUCUGCGUUGUUUUGCACUGUGUUGAAAUGAAAAGGAAUAAUAGGUGUUUUGGGACUGAAAGUAUUUGAUAAUUAAUGCACGUCUUGCAAAAAAUAAAUGGAUUCUGUACAUGAAA